UUCAAUAUAAAAACUUUAGUGUUGUUGUGACAACUCUAGAUUGUGGUUCGUGAAACUCAAGCUGUCAGUCCUUUGUCAGCUACAUCAGAGGUCAGAGUGAAGAUUAUGGAUGCGAACGACAACAUCCCUCAGUUUAAAAAACUUCGUUAUGAAGCCUCAGUUUCUGAAAAUGCUGAGCCUGGCACGUUUAUUACAAAGAUUGAGGCUACUGAUAAAGAUACUGGAGAUUUUGGAAAAGUUCGGUACACGUCAAUCAACGGACCUAUUGCCCAAAACUUAAUCUUAAACUCAGAGACUGGAGUGAUCACUCUACGAACUCUUGAAGAAAUGGAUAGAGAACGAAUUCCGGAGUAUACACUGAUUGUGGAAGCUCGAGAUAACCUUGGCAGAGGCAAUAAGAACGUCGUGGAGCUGCUGAUUCGUCUUAUGGAUGCCAAUGAUAAUGUGCCAAUUUUUCUGCAGCCUCGUUAUGAUGCUGUUUUAAACACCGACAUGAGGUCUUUCAAUCAGAGAUUAAUAGUAAAGGCUUUCGAUGCAGACGAGAUGGGUCCCAAUAGUAACGUGACUUACGAAAUAAUAAGUGGUAACUACCAAGACAAGUUUAAAAUAAACCCCAUCUCGGGAGAGAUAACUCUGAAGGAACCCUUAGCUGACGUAACGAAGCAGGAAAACCACAAUCUGCCUCCAAUAACCCUAAACGUGAGAGCUCACGAUCAGGGUGUUCCAGUGCAGUCGUCGAGUGUGGAAGUACAGGUACAUAACCAGGAAUACCUUAACCGUACGAUAACGUUUGUCAUUCCACUACCUGCAGAGAAAAUUCGCCACCGAAAAGAUGAGAUUGAGAGGUGA
This is a messenger RNA of Limulus polyphemus (Atlantic horseshoe crab), 849 nucleotides long. RefSeq names its product cadherin-86C-like. NCBI's taxonomy places the organism in Eukaryota, Metazoa, Arthropoda, Merostomata, Xiphosura, Limulidae. Gene Ontology annotation, molecular function: calcium ion binding. The transcript has 5 exons. The coding region runs from base 106 to 849 and encodes 247 amino acids. Gene Ontology annotation, biological process: homophilic cell-cell adhesion. Gene Ontology annotation, cellular component: plasma membrane. The record is from RefSeq and is a predicted model, not a curated record.